GUGAUAUAUUGCUAUAGUGGGAAAUAUAUAAUAAAAGAAAUAAACUGAAGAAGUUAUUGUUACAGACAAAGUUUUUUAAUAGUUUAGAACGCCUUCGUCCUUUUUUUUUUUCAAUAGAUUUUUAAUUUAAUUAUUUAAUAUAAUAAAAGUUCAUUUAUUUUAAUAAAUUAAUGUUAUUGAUUGGAUAAUUGUGAUAUAACUUAGUUCUUCUUUUUCUUUAUGUUACUAUUUACUUUAAAAGUUAGAUAUAAGAAGUAGUUUAUGUAUAGGUUCUUCUUACGCUCCUAAAUACAGAUGCUAAAUUCCAAAAUAGAUUAAAAAUCACCCUUCUCCUUGAUAUGAACAUUUUUUCGUGUUUUCCAUUAACAGGCCAGCUGGGGGAAGGUACACGUUUAAUAUUUGUCAAAACAUUUUUUUUUUUUAAAUAUAUUUGGUUAAAUCUUUCCCUAUGCUUUCUCAUUUUUUUCCCCAGCAACUCGUUGUAGGUGGAUCAUUUUACGGUACUGGAUGUGUGUAAAAUAGCGGGUUUUUUUGUCAGUUGUGACAAAUUUUGUAGUUUCGAACGGAAGGAGAUGUCUUUCUAAUUUUAUCUCUGCUUUUUAACGAUGUCAUAAUACUCGUUCAAGCUCAUUUAGUGGAUAUGAAAUUCUUCGAAGACAUUUUUUAUUUAUUUUGGGUAUUUGAUAGUUUUCUGAUAAUUAAAACAAUGUGUCAUAAAACGUUGUUUUUCGGAUAGAAAACAUAAUUGAACAGGAGAAUUGGAGAAUCGGUUUGUUUGAUUGCUUUUGCAAUUUAUUUUGUCAAAUUUGACACUAAAGUCAAAAUGACUUUAUUAAUUCUUUCAUUCGUAAACUCUAAAUUUUUGUGAUUUAUAAAAUAAUUCAAUUCUAAAUUCUAGUCAAUCUACAAAUACAAUAUAAUAAUAAAAAACAAUUCCUAAAAAAUUUUAAUGUAAACUAAGAUAUUUUAAAUAGUAUUACCAUGUCUGACGAAAAUGCCAACGAAGAAGAUAGAUGCAUUUGCGAGUAUAUAAAAAAGAGGAAUCGGCUUGUUCACCUCAGCAAAAAUUUCGGCAUCGGAAGUCAAAUCAAACUGACCGAAAGAGAAAGCGUGGUAAACGAUUACCUCAUGAAAUACAAAAAUGAAGAAAUGGAUAAAGGAUUUGGCAGACCCGACCGUUUUCUACCCGCUAAUCAUUUUUUUACUUCCAGAGCAAAAAUCGAGAAAUCGAAAGUUUUUCAAUUUCUCAGAGCCAUGCCGAAAGGGGCUUCGUUGCAUAGUCACGAUCUUGGUAUGGUUUCCGCGGAUUAUCUUUAUUCUCUUACUUUCAAAGAAAACUUAUACGCACUCGUUAAAGAUGAAGAACUGUUUUUACAGUUUUUUAAGAAGAAGAAAGUUCCCAAGGACCAAGAGUGGAUCCUUGUAAGCGAAUUAAGAGAAAACGAUCCAGAAUUUGAAGAUUUUCUGAAGUCCAAGUUAACUUUAAUUUGUGAAAAUCCGGACGUUGCUUAUCCCGACGUAGACACUGUGUGGAAGUCCUUUCAAAAAUUGUUUAUAAAUCUAGAAAAGCUUAUAACUUACAAACCCGUAUUUCAAGAAUACUUCUAUCAGGUUUUAAAAGAGGCGUACGAAGAAAAUGUAAAAUAUUUAGAAUUUAGAGGCUUCUUACCCAAUGUUUAUGACAUCGAUGGUAAAACCUAUAGAAAUGCUGACGUGGUAUGUUUAUAUUGGGAGACAUUAACACAAUUUCUAUGCGAACAUGUGGAUUUUGUUGGUUGCAAGUUUAUCUUCGCUCCACAUAGAUUAGUAGGUUCCGAAGUAAUGGACGAAUACGUUUGCAUAUAUAAAUGCAUCAAAGAAAAAUUUCCCAGAUUUGUUCUCGGAUUCGAUUUAGUUGGUCAAGAAGAUCUAGGUGCCCCUUUAAUUAAUUUCAUACGCCAAUUUUUAGACUUGAAAGAAUCUGGUUGUAAAUUCUUCUUUCACGCUGGCGAGACUCACUGGAACGGUCAGCCUACCGAUUACAAUAUCUUCGAUGCAAUACUGUUAGGUUCAGUGCGGAUAGGCCAUGCAUUCGCUUUGUUGAAGCAUCCUUUAGCAGCCAAUUUAGUGAAAGAACGCGGAAUUGGUAUAGAAAUUUCCCCGAUUUCUAAUCAAGUAUUGAAAUUAAUCGACGAUGUGAGAGACCAUCCCGCUGCUUUAAUGAUUGCGAAUAAUUAUCCGGUUGUUAUAGUUAACGACGAUCCUUCUUUUUGGGGAGGGAAAGGGAUUACUUACGAUUGGUAUGUCACUUUUAUGGGAAUGUGCCAUAGAGACGCUGACAUUAGACUUUUGAAGCAACUGGCUCUUAAUUCUAUCCAGUACAGCGGUUUAGAUGACGAUGAAAAAGAUAUUGCUUUCGCGCAAUUUAAUUGUGAUUGGAACAAGUUUUUGACGAGAGUAUUGAAGGGUUGUGAAUGUUCGUCUGCUAAUAAAGAUUGUGGUAAAUAAUACGUCUUUUAAUUGGUUUGGAAGUUUUACACUUUCCUCUAUUUUUAACUACAAGAUGCAAUAUCCAUGAAAAAAUAAUAUUUCUAUUGCUGCUGUAACAAAAAUAAAAACUUGAAGGGAGCUCCCAAAUGAAAACGUGUUUUUUUGGAUUUUUUGUUCGAUAUUAAAGUAUUUAAAAAGUAUUUAUGUUAAAUCUUGUACGAUGGUCUUUUAUUCAAACUAUAGCCCCGUAGAUCCACCUUCUAAGCAAUUCUGAGCUCUAAGUAAUUCUGAAAUAAGUCUUUAAACUACGUCUGGCUUUUUAAUAAAGGUGUUGUUGGCA
Psylliodes chrysocephalus is the source of this 2809-nucleotide messenger RNA. The record is from the annotation of a GenBank genome assembly. Lineage: Eukaryota; Metazoa; Arthropoda; Insecta; Coleoptera; Chrysomelidae.